UCUACAUCGCUUUCUCACGUCUCUGGUAGUUAAUUCCCAUUCUCACAUCACAAACCUAAACUAUCAUAUACUUUUCUUCAAACUCUUCAAUUACUAUACGGAACUAUCAAAUUCUUCCUUCACUAUUACGAAUUUCACUUCAAUCAUCAUCAUCAACAUCUUAUGCAGCGGAAAACGUGUUCAACUAUUUCAAACAAGUUCGUCAAACUUUGAUCAAUUUCAAUGGCGGAACCGAAGAAGAUAAUAAUUGACACGGAUCCUGGCAUCGAUGAUGCUAUGGCGAUAUUUCUGGCUUUGAGGUCACCAGAAGUUAAUGUGAUUGGGCUUACAACUAUUUAUGGCAAUGUUUACACCACUCUUGCCACUAGAAAUGCAUUACAUUUGUUGGAGGUUGCUGGAAGAACAGAUAUCCCUGUUGCGGAAGGAUCUCAUGUUAGUUAUGUGAAAGCAACGAAGCUUCGAGUUGCAGACUUUGUUCACGGGGUAGACGGGCUCGGAAACCAGAACUUCCCGCAGCCGAAGUCAAAACCAAUAGAAAAAUCAGCAGCAGAAUAUUUGGUGGAGCAAGCUCGUCUUUACCCCGGAGAAAUCACUUUGGUCGCAUUGGGUCCCCUUACCAACAUCGCCUUGGCCAUUGAACUCGACCCCGCCUUCACCAAAAACAUUGGACAGAUUGUUCUUCUUGGUGGUGCGUUUUUAGUAAACGGGAAUGUGAAUCCAGCUAGCGAGGCUAAUAUUUUUGGUGAUCCGGAAGCUGCUGAUAUUGUGUUUACUUGCGGUGCUGAUGUGUUGGCUAUUGGGCUCAAUGUUACUCAUCAAGUUAUUCUUACAGAUCAUGAUCGUGACAUCUUGGCAGAAUCAGAUGGAAUAUUUGCCAAGUAUUUGAGCAAGAUCCUGGAAUUUUACUUUUCUUAUCAUCGCGAUGCAUACAACAUGAAAGGUGUAUACCUUCAUGACCCGACAACGAUUCUUGCAGCUGUGAAUCCUUCAUUAAUGACAUACACGGAAGGUGUUGUCAGAGUCCAGACAACUGGUAUCACAAGGGGCCUAUCGUUGUUUUUCAACAAACAGAAAAGGUUUAACGAAGAGACUGAAUGGUGCAACAAGCCGACGGUGAAGGUGGCAGUUACUGUGGACGCUCCCGAGGUAGUUAAAUUGGUUAUGGAACGUCUUAUGUAUUGAUAAUUAACAUCCCCAGCUCUCUAUUUCAAAGCCUCUGUUUCUGAAGAGGAACCCUAAAGGUUCAAAAAUGAUAUAUUUUCUGUAUUUGUUUUAUUGAUCAUUAGCAGCAAGUAAUAAUGUUUCACUUUCCUUUUCAC
Molecule: messenger RNA, 1319 nt
Organism: Helianthus annuus (common sunflower)
Lineage: Eukaryota; Viridiplantae; Streptophyta; Magnoliopsida; Asterales; Asteraceae
Product: probable uridine nucleosidase 2
Exons: 9
Coding region: 223-1182 (319 amino acids)
Biological process (GO): purine nucleoside catabolic process
Cellular component (GO): cytosol
Molecular function (GO): purine nucleosidase activity
Source: RefSeq, a predicted model, not a curated record